CGCUGCUUCGCCGGGCGGGAUUUCCGCAAUAAUAUCAAGUAUGGCGAAGACAUACGACUAUUUGUUUAAAUUACUGUUAAUCGGCGACUCUGGUGUCGGGAAGACCUGUGUCCUGUUCAGGUUUUCAGAGGACGCCUUCAACUCAACGUUUAUCUCAACUAUUGGCAUUGAUUUCAAGAUUAGGACAAUAGAGCUUGACGGCAAGAAGAUAAAGUUACAGAUAUGGGAUACAGCUGGCCAGGAGCGCUUCCGAACAAUCACAACAGCUUACUACAGGGGAGCAAUGGGCAUCAUGCUUGUCUACGACAUCACCAACGAGAAGUCUUUUGAUAAUAUCAAGAACUGGAUAAGGAACAUAGAGGAGCAUGCAUCAUCUGAUGUUGAGAAGAUGGUCCUUGGCAACAAGUGUGACAUCAACGACAAGCGGCAGGUGUCCAAAGACAGAGGGGAGAAGCUUGCAUUAGAGUAUGGAAUCAAGUUCAUGGAGACCAGUGCCAAGGCCAACAUCAAUGUGGAAAAUGCAUUUUUGACACUCGCCAGAGACAUCAAAUCAAAAAUGGACACAAAAUUGGAGGGCAACACGCCGCAGGGGAGCAGUCAUGGAGUCAAGAUCUCAGAGCCUCAGAAAAAGACCAGCUUCUUCCGCUGUGGCUUACUCUAAAGGAAUGAGGCCUUCAUCACUGGCUGCCAGCUGGCUGGACAUAAAUGGACUGUGCUUACUCUUAGCACUACCUCCUUAUCCCUCUUUCUACCCAACCAUGGCCUGUCCUCCCAGUCCACACAAACCAUUAUAGUCCCAGUAAGUGGAGGACUUCCCCUCCUCUUCCUCUUCUGAAAGCUUCCAGUGGUGCAUCUCUUCCAUUUUUAAGGAGAUCUGUUGUCUUCAUGAGUCAGACCGCUUGACUGGUGGAGGACUUAACCCGGAGCAUUGUCCAGGUGUUCCAUAUCACACAAGAAACAGGCUCUUUCUUCCCAUAUUAGUGUCUAUGUUCUACACGCUCAUAUUUCAUACAGCCGGUAGCACAACCAAGAAUGAGAAAUCAUUUAAUUACUGUCAAGGUUUUGGGAUUAUAAGUACAAAUGUGAUAUUUAGAUCUAUUUUUAUUGGUGCUUUUUUCCCUUUUUAUGUGAUAAAUCUCAUCCAGAGACUGAUAGGCUUGAACUCCACUGAAACAGAACUGCACAGGCUUUCUUUUCAUUUCAGCAGUUGAGAACCAUAUCGAGCAAAAUGCGGUCAAGGAUCAGGGAGAAAAUGUUUUGAAGGUUUUUCUGUUAGAAUUUUGCUCUUUUGUUUUCAUGCAGUUCUCGACAGUCAGUUGAUGCGACACACUGCCUCCAACUCUGCAGCCUCUCUGCAAAAGCUUUUAAGUGCUUGAAAGCAGUUUGUCAGCACAGAACCAGCUAUCCAGGUGGUGCACUAACCUAAAACAAAACAUUGUGAGUGCAAAUGUGCUUACACUGUUUGUACGUACAUUAUUUAUGAAUAUAUUCGGAACUACUUGUAUAAUUAGACACAGUUUAUAAGAUAAUGGCGGAAACUGUUAUUUCAAAUUUUGAUUGAUCAACCACUUAUUUUUUUUGAUUAAUUGAUUGUUUGGUCCACAGAAUAGUGAAAAAUCCUCUGAAAGUUUCCUGGAGCCCAAAGGUCCACACCCCUGAAACAUUCAGUUUACUGUUGCAUAAGACAAAGAAAAGCAGCAAAUCCUCAAAUUUGAGGAGGAAGAACCAGCAAAUGUUUGGUAUUUUUGCUUAAAGAAUGAUAAUUAAGACAAUUAAUCAAUUGUCAGAGGAGUAUUUUUAAUUUAUUUUUUCUCAGUUGAUCAAUCGUUUGGGCUCUUAAUAACAUUAUUUUAAAGCGUUGCCUUUUAAUUUGAGUUGUGUGAAGGUUUUGUAGCAGCUCUGACUCACACUCAAGCUAAAUGACGUCUCUGGUUAUUUGAUCAGCAAUUAAAAUCACUUGAGGUUUCACACUGUAAGGCCCUUUCCCCCCCCUGCUAUCCAAGCAGCUCUCCUUGCACUUUACCAGUAACUCGUGUUUUGUGUGUAGCCUGUGCCAAGUGAUAGUUUUGCAGUACAGCAAUACAAUUACUUAGAUAAAAACAGUUUUGAGCUAAUGAGUCUUGGUAAUAUCGUGGGCAUAAUUCCUGAAUCUCACUGCACCUUCUUAUAAAUGACUUGAUCUCUUUUGCUAUUUCACUGCUAGUGAUCCACUGUCCUGGUAUUAGUUCACUGAAAAACAUUGCCCUAACCGACUUCAACACACACACACACACACACACACACACACACACACACACACACACACACACAUAUAUAUAUAUAUAUAUAUAUAUAUAUAUAUAUAUAUAUAAAAAUAAAUAAUGAUUUGUAAGCCUCUGUUUCUACGCUACUGCCCUGCCAAACUGUAGUUUAAAAGUGAUAUUUCCUUGGCUUACACGAAACCUAAACGGACCUAAACUUAGGUGGUCUCAUUAGUAUUGUGCAUUUUGUUGCACAUUUGUGUGUCACUGUGGCCCUAUAGUUUGACAACUAGGUGGCACCAGAGGCACAGUAUGCAUCAUAGGUGACCACCCAAACUCUAAUCUGAACCAGUAUUUUAUUAAGAUCUCGAGUCACAGUGAACAAACUUGUGUGAUGCAAACGUACCCGCAACUCGUAUUUACCGUGAUGUUAAGUCUCGAUCUAGUUCCAUUGUUCCUCAUGUUUCCUUUCUACAUUUGUUGCUAGUCUGAAAAUCAAGCUCCUGUAUGCACAAUAUCAAGGGGGAAUCUGUCUUUGCUUGCCUGCACCUUUUUUAAUAAUUUAAUCAUUUGGGACCUCAUGACUACCAUGACCAUUUGUCUUAACCGCUAAUACUCAGUUCUGUCAUAGGUGAGCUAUGCAUUGUGAAUCUUGGACCUGUGCAUAUUUGUGUAAUGUAAUUUUCAGACAUACUUGUAGCCCUGUACAGUUGAAUGUAUGGGCUUUUUUUGUUGUUUUUAUUUUUGUUUUGUUUCAGUCACUGAGCCAAAAAAUAGGACAUGCUCUGUUUGUAGAAAAAACUUGAUGGCUACAUCAGUGCAAGUGAAAUCUGACAUUAUGGAAGGUUAAGUAGGAAGAGUCUGGAUGCCGAAAUGUGGAGAUAGUGCUGUUGUCUCACAUGAGUGAUACUGUAGCUUUAAAACAGAGACGUAGGGAGCAGACAUUUGUGGGACUCAAGCUGAAUCAUUUUCAGCCAAAAUGAUACUCCCUCUUUGAUUUUGUUUUUGAAUCAUAUCUUUUUCUUAAGACUCCUAUUACAUGUCAUAAUAUACUGUACAUCCCUUUUUACAGCCAUAUUUUCAUUCCAUUGAUUGUGAAGUACACAGGGAAAAUAAUACAAGACAUUUUAGAAAAAAAGGUGGAGAAAAAAAAAUUGUAAAUAUCACAUUGAAAAAGAGAUCUACUUAAAUUGUACUGUACUUUCUAAACCCAUAUGAAAAUGUAUCUACAAUUUGUAGAUAUGUGUACUUUUGAUUUAAUAAAAUAAGAUGAUAAAACUCA
Messenger RNA from Seriola aureovittata, 3522 nucleotides. RefSeq names its product ras-related protein Rab-8A-like. Bases 41 to 661 code for a protein of 206 amino acids. Gene Ontology annotation, biological process: Golgi vesicle fusion to target membrane; regulation of exocytosis; protein secretion. Gene Ontology annotation, molecular function: GTP binding; GTPase activity. The transcript is spliced from 8 exons. Gene Ontology annotation, cellular component: endosome; plasma membrane; dendritic spine. Lineage: Eukaryota; Metazoa; Chordata; Actinopteri; Carangiformes; Carangidae. The record is from RefSeq and is a predicted model, not a curated record.